UUAAAAUACCUGUUUUCCGAGAACAAAAUCUACAAUAUACAUGUAGAGCUCGACUUCAGCAGGUAGUUACAAUAAAUGUGAGGGAAAGCUAUAUGAAAUAUUAGUUGUGAUUCGCAUAUUUCUGUUAUGGCAAAACAGAUUUGCUCGGAGGACGUGUCUAUUUCAGUCAGUUCCGUGCGGUUCAACACCACCAAAUUGACAUUAAAAUCAAUAGACGGAACUCUUUUAUCCAGUCUUGACAGGUCGUCAAAACACUUUGACAAAAAACAAAAUGCUUACAGUUUUGAUCGUGAUCCAGAGCUUUUCCGAUAUAUCCUUAACGCGUACAGAAUCAGAGAGGUUCAUAUUCCGAGAAACGUCUGCCCGAUGCUAUUCAAAAGAGAGCUGCAAUUUUGGAAAAUACCUUCCAAAAUGAUUGCACCUUGUUGUUGGAAGUAUCUCUACGAGUCGGAGAGUAACAUGGAUGAUUUGAGAGUGAUUAUAAAUGAGGACAAAGAUUAUAAAAUGCAAAUGAAAGCAAACAACCAGAUUUCACCAGAACAGAAUGGCCAGUUCCCUAAAAUGGCGCACAAGGAGAAACCCCUUAUUAGCAAAGAAAGGAAUGCAACCAAAAUAUGGAUGUUUCUAGAAGAACCGGCAUCCUCGACAGCGGCAAAGGUCUGGUAUUAUUUUUACAUCUUUGUCGUUAUGGUCAGUGUUAUUCUUUACAUCAUAUGGCUGGCUCCGUCUUUGAGAGUAUCGCGGUACCUCUCACCACUGAUCGAACGCAGCAUAGACGCUUUAACAGUGAACAAAACCGUCUAUCACACCUUGAUAACGAUGUACAAUGAACGGAUCGUAAUGGCCGGAGGUACAGACCCACAUCCGGCAAUGUUUGCUGUCGACGUGUUCUGCUUAAUAUUUUUUAUUUCUGAAACUCUAGUUUCGAUGUGUGUUUGUCCGGACAAGAAGAAAUAUUUUAGCGAUGGGUACAACUUACUGAAGAUCUUCGUUUGUAUAGGCAUGUCAAUCACGUUCGGUUUAGAGUUCAAUAAGGACGUGUUAAGAGAAAAUGUUAAAGUUGCACAUUUCAUGGUGGCAUGCAGAGCUUUCAAUGUGCUACGUCUGCUGCUUAUUUUCCGGCUUCGCAAGAUCUACAAUUCUCUACAUAUAAUGUUGCUGGCUCUGAGGCAUAGUCUAAAAGAACUUCUGCUCCUUUUGUUCACAUUUAUCGUCCUCGUCAUCAUCUACGGCUGUUUGAUAUUCUCGGCGGAAAUCGAGAGUGAUAUGUUCCCGAACACUCAAAUGUCGAUGUGGUGGGCAGUCAUUACUAUGACAACAAUAGGAUAUGGGGAUUAUUAUCCUGUCAGCUCGCUUGGAUACGUUGUGGGCGUGGUCUGUGCAAUAAAUGGCAUAAUUGUUCUUUCGCUACCUAUAGCUGCCAUUGCUGGAACCUUUGGCAAUUUGUUCGCGAGAAAUUCCGACUUUCAAAAGCAUAAGCAAACAAUUAAAGAUCAAGAAAAUGAUACUUUUUUUGAACAGGUAGAUGUUUCAAACAUUUAAAGACAGUAAAUAGCCACUCUGGCGUGCCUUCUGUAAAAUUUUCCUUAUGUUCAGGAUGCACACCUCGGCUGUUAAUUGACCUUUUUAUAAACUACGCGGAAAAAGAAAGUUUAAUUAAUUUUCGUUCGGCAUAUAUAUUUUUUUUUAAUUUUAGUAGUUUGUACUUCUAUUUAUUGGCAGUAUAAUCACACAAUCAUGACUGAGACGACUGCAGAUACAUGUUAGCCAGAGAAACACAGACAUGGUUAUGGUUUGUCAGGGCGGGACAAAUUUGAUAUAUAUAUAUUCAUUAAACUAGGCAUAGUUCUGUGUGUGGAUAUAUCAUUUUGUAUUCAUAGCAAAGCUUUCAUUAUUAUUAGAUUUGUGAUUGAUUAA
This is a messenger RNA of Mercenaria mercenaria, 1917 nucleotides long. RefSeq names its product potassium voltage-gated channel protein egl-36-like. The record is from RefSeq and is a predicted model, not a curated record. Bases 127 to 1542 code for a protein of 471 amino acids. Gene Ontology annotation, biological process: protein homooligomerization; potassium ion transmembrane transport. Lineage: Eukaryota; Metazoa; Mollusca; Bivalvia; Venerida; Veneridae. Gene Ontology annotation, molecular function: voltage-gated potassium channel activity; protein binding. The transcript is spliced from 2 exons. Gene Ontology annotation, cellular component: voltage-gated potassium channel complex; membrane.